Messenger RNA from Caenorhabditis briggsae, 975 nucleotides. The transcript is spliced from 2 exons. The coding region runs from base 1 to 975 and encodes 324 amino acids. The record is from RefSeq and is a predicted model, not a curated record. NCBI's taxonomy places the organism in Eukaryota, Metazoa, Nematoda, Chromadorea, Rhabditida, Rhabditidae.
AUGUCAUCUAACCAACCAGAGCCAAGCUCUUCAAAAAUGAAAAAUGAGGAAGAGGAAGAAUUGAAAGUGAAAGAGGAUGAGCAAGAAAAGGCAAGAGAGGAGAAACUACUUUUGAAUAAAACGAUCUGUCUCCGGAGAGCUACGAAUACACCGACGUGCGCUCCAAUGUCAUUCGACUACAUUCUUGACGAGCCAGGAUCCGAUUUGAGAUCGUACACUUCGGUGUCACGACAAGGAAUAAGGGAUUUAAUUUUAAAUGCAAAGGAGGUGAACCAGCUCUACUUUGGUUCUACACCAAACUUGACACUUCAAAAUCCAAACGAGUUUCCGUACGGAAGUUUUACAACGGAACGAGCCGAAGCUCCAAAUGCACUCUCACCUAAAUUGGCUAAAAGAAAGGAGAUUUCCAUGUACAGAGAAAUGAUUAGCAGCUGCCAAAUGACUGAUACGAUGAAAAAGGAGCUGGAAAAGAAUGAAUCGUUUACCAGAUGGCAGAGAAUCAAAAAUGCAUAUCGAAGGCUAUUGGCGAUUGACAGAGAUAUUCAUUUGAGAUUUGGUUGGUGGGUCAUAGAAGAGCCCCAAACGCUUUCUCAUUCCGGACACACUUCUGUUCUUUGUACAAGAUCAAACACUUUGGCUGAUGAGGUGUCGAUCGCAGUGGAUUCGAUUGGGUCUCGAAGUGCUCCGAUUGUGAAGCAACGUGGGUCAGGGGACAUUCAACUCGAGGAGAGUUUGUACCAAGAUGUUGAUCCAGAAGGGGAUAUCAUUGAGCCUGACAGACCAGAUACUCCACAAGUUGAUGCUCCGGAAUCCGCUAGAAAAGGGGAGGAGAAUCCAGAAGAUCGUGGAGUUCAGGAGCCGCUAAUUCAGCAAGAAGCUGUAGCUCCAGCUCAAGGAGCUCAAAGGAGAAGUUCGAGUAUUCGUAAUAGACUUGCGACGGUUUUCCCUUGUCUUAUGCCACGAACCAGAGACUAA